This is a messenger RNA of Phyllopteryx taeniolatus (common seadragon), 5116 nucleotides long. RefSeq names its product aryl hydrocarbon receptor-like. NCBI's taxonomy places the organism in Eukaryota, Metazoa, Chordata, Actinopteri, Syngnathiformes, Syngnathidae. Bases 1089 to 3392 code for a protein of 767 amino acids. The record is from RefSeq and is a predicted model, not a curated record. Gene Ontology annotation, biological process: regulation of transcription by RNA polymerase II. Gene Ontology annotation, molecular function: protein dimerization activity; transcription cis-regulatory region binding; nuclear receptor activity. The transcript is spliced from 13 exons. Gene Ontology annotation, cellular component: aryl hydrocarbon receptor complex; nucleus.
AUGGUUAAGCAAGAGAGAAUGUCUUAACACUUCCUGCCACGCACCAGUCAAUCAUUGCGUUUUGGUUCGUGUAUACAAACUAAUCCUUCGGUGUCGACAAACCCGCUCCUCGGUGAAGAACAGAAUUAAAACAAGCAAGGAGCCAUGCUUUGUCUGGUCCCUCACCUUUGCCAUGGGAGACCCUACCAGGGGCGUGAAGCCCCAGACAACUUAGCUCCUAGGAUCAUUGGGACACACAAACCCCUCCACCACGAUAAGAUUCUCAGUCAUCCAGGCCAUGGUAUUCCACAAAGGCUGAAUCGAAACAACUGGCCUCUUCUAAUUUGUUGAAUUGUUUAUUUUUUUUUCCUGUGUUGCGAAAUGUUUCAAAUAUUACUUAGGGUACUGUGCUAUGAGGCUAAUGGCUUACAGCCUAGAAGUGGUUUUCAUUGAAACAUUUAGUGUAAUUAUGACUACUACCGAAUGGCGUGUUCCGAUUUUACGGACAAAAUUCGGACUGGCAUCCCUGCGAUUAAUACCCACUGCCUCUGGGGGGCGAUGUCGUCAACACUACGCCAAAAACCGGGCGACAGGAAGCGGCGUCACUGUCGUAGAAUCUCGCUGAAAACGGUGCUAUUCUCAUCUUUAAAAGUGCAAUAAAACCGGAAUUAGACUAGUUUCACGAGGAGAGAAUGUGCCAGUGUACUGAAAAUGUUCAUUUGACGUUUGUUGAUUUGGGCUGAAACAAAGGGGAAAGUUUGCUCCAAUGACAACUUGCGACAUAGAUGGGCGUCGUGUAUCGGGCGUCGUGAUUGGUCGAGGGGCAAAGGAGGACUGUUGCACACUCACAAGCAAGUCCACUGGUAAACUUGGCGAGAUUUUUUUUUAAUUUAUGCUUUGUGUUUAUGUAAAUGUCCUUUUCCUCGGCUCGCGUCGGAUAAUUUGGAUUCCACGUGUGUUUGGGGGCGAGGUGCCGCCGAUGAAAAUCUGCGUCUGGAGUGCGCGGCGAGAUAAGAAUAUCGACUUUAGAUGCCGCUUCGGAGGACACCAGUCGCCUUCCUCCCGCUGAAGUGAAGAGAGCUUCGGCUGUAACUAACCCGAGCGGCACCAUGCAGGGAAAUGUCGGCGUCUACGCCGUGAAGAGGAGGAAAAAGCCCACUCAGAAGAAUGCCGCACCGCCACCCGUGAAGACCAAUCCGUCCAAGCGGCACCGGGACCGCCUCAACGUGGAGCUGGAGCGCCUGACCAGCCUGCUGCCUUUCUCCGAGGACGUCCGCAACCGCCUGGACAAGCUGUCGGUGCUGCGGCUCAGUGUGGGAUACCUCAAAGUCAAGAGUUACUUCCACACGCACCGCAGAAAUGGAACGCCGCUUCCUCCCCCCGACGGCAGGACACAGUCGGUGUCGCAAGACGGCGUCGGCUUCUCUGAGGGCGAGCUCCUCCUCAAGUCGCUCAACGGCUUCGUCUUGGUGGUGACUGGCGACGGCACCAUUUUUUACACUUCGCCCACCGUUCAGGACUACCUGGGGUUCCAUCAGUCCGACGUGGUGCAGCAUAGCGUCUUUGACCUCAUCCACAUCGACGACAGAGAAAUGUUCAACUGCCAGCUGAAGCUGGGCGUCCACCUCAGCGAGACUGGAGCGGACGCCACCGUAAAAGCGGCCAAGAGCAGCUCAAACAGUCUCCUGCCUCCGGAGAACUCCUUCUUCCUGGAGAGGAACUUCUGCUGUCGCCUCCGUUGCCUCCUGGACAACACGUCUGGAUUCUUGGCUUUAAAAUUCUCCAGCCAUCUGAAGUACUUGCGGGACGACGCCGGCCCCGAGGGGAACCCUCUGCUCGCCCUGUUUGCCAUCGCCACGCCCAUACAGCCGCCGCCCGUCAUGGAGAUCCGCACCAGGACACUCAUUUUUCAAACCAAGCACCGGAUGGACUUUGCCCCCAUGGCCGUGGACACCAGGGGCAAGCUGGUGUUGGGUUACUCGGAGACGGAGUUGAUCACCCCGCGUUCCGGCUAUCAGUUUGUGCACGCCGCCGACAUGAUGUACUGCGCCGACAACCACCUCAAGAUGAUCAAGACGGGAGACAGCGGCUUUACUUUCUUCCGGCUGCUCACCAAGACGGGACAGUGGUUGUGGGUACAAGCCACCGCCCGCGUCGUCUUCAAAGACGGACGGCCCGACUUCAUCAUCGCCCGCCAGAAACCUCUAACGAAUGAAGAGGGAGAGGAACACCUUCAGCAGAGAAGACAGCAACUGCCAUUCAACUUAGCCACGGGAGAAGGUGUCCUGUACGAUCUUUCCCUAGAUGCUUUCACCAUCCCGGGGCCUGCCGGCACCGAGGAGCCCCCGGCGAAAAAUCAUCUGGAUCCCAGCUCCAUCCUGGGAUCCUUACACCGCCAGGACCGCUCACUUUAUUCCCAGAAGCCCGUCACCCAAGUCCCCGUCUUCUCCCGCAUAGACGAGACUGAUCUGGAUCAGCCCCUGGAGCGAGCCUUUUCGGACAGCCACGCUCUGCUCAGCGUUCCGGGUCAGCUGGAAGAGACGCCCGGCUCCGGGGGCUUCACCGCGCACCCCAUGCUGGACUCGCUGGAGCAGAUCCUGGGAGACCUAGCCGAGGCCAGUCUGGACGGUCUAGAGGUGGAGCAGCGCGAGCUGAGAGACUGGGAGAACACGUUGGUGAGGAUGAACCAAGACAGAGAACUGGAUCAGAUCCUGGCCAACGACAUCUUCUCCUAUGUGGAGGAGGCCCUCGGGAUGAAAACCUCGGGAGGGGAAAGAUCUCUUCUGGCUUCCCCGGACUCUUCGAGGCCGUUCGACUACGGACAGGAAGUUCUUCCUGGCAUUUUGUUUUCCGGUGUAGCGCCCUCUCCCAACGCUCAUGUGGGACAUUGGCCCGCGAGCAGCGGUCCUCACCACCAAGGGAUUCCCACCCGCUCCUGCAGCUUUGAAACAACUUGGCCACCUUCAAUGUUGACCUCCAACACUGAGCUACAGUGGGCACACUCGAAUCCUUCCCAACAAGCCGCGUGGCCUCAUCCCCACGUGGAUGCGAAGGGCCCACAGUUGUACGGCAGCUGCAUGUAUGAACAGCUGGCAAACUCUGGCCCUCCUGUUCCGCAGAGGCCCCCGUUCAGUGGGCAAGUCCACUUUGAGGCGCCAAACACGGGCUUCGCUCCACCGCACGUGGUCCGGCCCUCCGCCUCCACCAUUGGCCAGACGCAACCACCCGCAUUCGGCGACAUGUCCGAGGCGGACGUUUCCCGACCCAAACGUGCACCAGAAAACGGAGCAUUGGAGUCCACCUUCUUCUGCUGGAACGGUCAAGCUCAGAUGCCUAAAGUUGCCCUGAACCCGUACGACUUCCCGGUGCAUCCCCCCGGGAGCCUCAACAUUUCCCAAAACACCGGCCCCUAACCACCCGGAGCCUAGCCCGAAUCCCCGCCUCUUGGAGAGGAAAAAAGCCUUCUCAUUUCAAAGGGACUGAAUCGCUGCUGUGUUUUAUUGUCUUUUCGUAAAGCCAAUGGGAUGUCUUUCACCCAGAAGAAAGCCUUAAUUAAAGACAUAGGCACUUUCUCAUACAUACAGUGCAUCCGUGAGCUUCACUUUUUCCACCUUUUGUUGUGUUACAGCUUCAUUCAAGACAACUCUACAGAAUGACGUGUUUAAAAAAAACAAAAACAAUUUUGUAUUAAAUUAAUCAAGGCGUGUCCAACCCUUUUCGUGUGAGGACCACAACUUUGGAAGAACUUGAGGGGCAAAUAUGAGAAGUUAUGUCUUCCAUCCCACAAUAGUUCCUUGUGAAAUCAUUUAAUGCGGUUCCCAGGCGGCUUGAGAAACCAAUGCUGGCGUCCAUAUCGAAUUUUAAAUAAAACUCCAUGCAGUACACUUUCUUCUCAUGUUCAUUUCUUGUAAGAAUUAUAGUACUUAAAAAUAGGGAGUUACUUUUCAAUCACCCAGUAUAUUGUUUAUAUAUUCAAAUUAUUUUGAAAAAUUGCUAUGUCAGAGCUUUCUGUUAAAGGUAAUAAGGGAAAAAGAUUUUGGGGUGGCCGGCGGUCCUGUAUCCCCACUCGGAUAGAACCGCCCCUGCACUGAACAGCAGCCGAAACCCGUCUCCACAUUCAGAACCGAAAUGAGCAAUCUCUAAUAAGAUGAACAUUUUUAAAUCUGUUACUUGAAGCUCAUUAAUAACAUAAUACUCUAUGUUCACAAAUUGGACCUCGACUCGGAGCAGAAAGUGGAGGAAACCAAAAGAAGCCAGCUAAAAAUUAAUUAUCUUUAUUCACCAUAGUUAUGAAGGCAAAUUGGGUUACUAUUGUAGUUGUAAAUAGUUAAUUUGCAUCUUUGCAGGUCUCAAAAGCUUUACAGUACAAUAUUUAAUUUCUUCAUUUCCAUUUCUUUGACAGCCUUACUUCUCAUGCUGCCCCUUUUUUUGUGUGUGUGUUACUAGCAUUGUGGGUGGGCCGUGUCAAAUGGCAUCUUUAACAUUUGCCACGGGCCGCAAAUGGCACCCGGGCCGUAGUUGGGACACCCACAUUUGUAAUACCGAUGUCAUUUCAAAGCGUUACUAUGAAAUUCCGUGUGUCGCUUUGGAAUGACAUCAUAUAUGGGGGGUGUUGUUUGUGGAACAAAACAAAAGUGGGGAAAAAAAGUGAAGUGCUGUAAAUACUUUCCGGAUGCACUGUAUACAAUUUAUAUAUUUAUAUAUACAAUUCUGUUCAACUACAACUAAUGCGAGACAAUUUUUCUAUUUUUCAAUGUUGCUUUCAAAGCAACGUUUUGAGCCGAGUCGCUUUAGUUUGACACUCAAAAAGGCGGACAGUUGUCCAACUUUGCAACAUUUAAAGAAUUGCAAUUUAUAUGAGUACAACUUAUGUUAUUGCAAACUAAAGUCGUAGCAACACUUUGCGUAGCCACUAAUGUACAUUGAAGGGUUUCACCGAGCUCUUAGGAAACGCUUGUAAAGCGGCUGCGUGUAUCCAGACGCGUUGUUGCGCAGAGAUGAUUGACGGCGCUCGGGCAGCUCAACUUCAACACCAAACGUCGACGUCAACGGGAUCUCUGCCAACAAGACUUGUGUUUAGUUUGUAUUCUUGCUUUUCUAAUAAACACAACCGCGUGGAUGGAACAAGCGGUCCGGA